Messenger RNA from Moneuplotes crassus, 1673 nucleotides. The record is from the annotation of a GenBank genome assembly. NCBI's taxonomy places the organism in Eukaryota, Ciliophora, Spirotrichea, Euplotida, Euplotidae.
AUAAUAUGAGAGGGUCUACCACGCAUAUUCAGGUUCUAAAGAUGGGUCAGAGCCCCACUACGAAGGGCUUGAUCUCUAAAGCAGUCAAGAUGGUCAAGAGUAGCCAAUCAGGCUUAGUCAAAGCAAUCAGACUCAAAGAUCUGGACUCAGAUUCUGUAAUUGACCUGAGAGAAAAGCAGAGAGUUGACCGCAUUUAGAGAGAAAUACGGAGUGUUCAUGGUCAAUAAAAGUCAGCAAAAGUUGCUAAAAAAAAAAUAGCCAGAAAAGCUCCUACGCAAGCCUUGUCAGGAGAUCCUUAGAUACAGAGAUGCAGAAAUAAGAGAAUGAAUCAGACACCUCAGAAGAAGGGAUGGACCUUAAAACAGAGUCUUACUAACAGCAUAUAAGAAAUAACAGUGAGGGCAGUACAAACGUGAAUCAGAACUUUACUGAAAUGGUCAAGCUAAGGUCCCGUAAUACUUCCUGUCUGGGAAGCAGGAAUAAAUCCAUAUAAUCUCCAAAGCAGAGAAUUCCCUUAUCUUAGCUACUGAACAACUUGUGCUAAGAGGAAUUAAUCCUGAUAGAAUCAUGUUUUUGGAACAAUAUUCAGCAUCUCUUAAGAAGACAGCAAAGAUCAGGAAGACAAUUUGGAGAAUCAAGAAGCAUUUAUUAACAAAAGGAUAUGAGGCAUAUUUUGACUAUUGUAACUUUAACAAAAUUGAGCAUUUGACUCUGGUUCCUAACAGGUUCGAUUCUCCUCUCCCAGAGACACCGAAUGUGGACAUUUCUCUAUCCUUAUUGGACAUCAGAUCGGUUACAAAGACACCAAGCACUCUUAAAUAUAAGGAGAGAUAUCGGAUUAUUAGCCCCAAUUCUGAAGAUAACCAAGCCAAGCACUUGAAGGCUGUGAAUAACGAAAUUAAGGGUAUCAGCAGCUUAGCCCAGGUGAAAGAGAAACCCGAAUGAAUAGACCACACCUUCAACCCAAUAUGUAAGCAAAAGACCAAUAUCCAGAAGAACUUUGUGAAGACUUUGAUUACUAAAGGGACUAUCCAGAAGAGAAGUCGGAAUCAUAACAGGAAAACCCUGUCGAAGGCAAGCCCUUUUGGUUCCUCAAUGGGAGCAAAGCCUCCAUUGAACUAUACAGUGUUACUGACUGGCAAAUCCUCCUUUAAUCAGACUCGGGAGUUGAAUCAUAGUCAGUUCAAGAAGUAUAGCGAUUUCAAGGAAAACCAACUUUUGGCAAAGGCAAAACAGAAAUAUCAGCUUUCGAGGGAUCGAUAUAACCCUUCCUCCCACAAAGUGCUGAUGCAGAAAGGAAUACAGACGAUCAAACAUAAGAAGACUAUAUUAAAGAUAUGGCCAAAAUCAAAAUUUUCGAAUUAUAGUUUCAACAUGAAAGACAUUAGAACAACCUCUAUGGACAAUCUCCAAGGUGAUAAAGGAUCGACCAGGAAACUUAAAAACUGGAGGUCUUACUCAGAAUUCAAGAGUAUUGCACUUCAGAAAAAUGGAAAGAACCUGGAGGGAAGUCUGCAUGUCCCUCAUUCAAAGAUUUCAAAUGUUCGCUCUGCCUUCAAAAAGUCCAUGGCAAAGUCUAUCUUUUCAUCCAAGAAGAAUAUUUUGGGAGGAAGGCGAGGAGUUGUCCAGAAAUAACCCCAGUCUCACAUAAUUCGUUGUAAAAAUAGCCUAUU